This is a messenger RNA of Verticillium alfalfae VaMs.102, 1026 nucleotides long. RefSeq lists its product as hypothetical. Bases 1 to 1026 code for a protein of 341 amino acids. Lineage: Eukaryota; Fungi; Ascomycota; Sordariomycetes; Glomerellales; Plectosphaerellaceae. The record is from RefSeq and is a predicted model, not a curated record. The transcript has 4 exons.
AUGGAAGACUACUCAAACAUCAAGUCAAGGGGAGUACAGAUGUUCUACAUCCAGCUCGUAUUCCUGAUAGUUGCAGGCCUCUUCGUCCUGCUCAGGGUCUACGUCAGGGCUGUGUUGGUCAAGAAACUCAUAUAUCUUGUGUAUGGUGCUGUUGCUCUCGAUGGCAUUCGAAACGGCGCCACUGGAAAGUCCCUCGCCGAGCUCGAGAUAGACGAUGCGGCUGUCUCACUACGGGCUUGGUAUAUCUGCGAAGUUCUCUAUGCUCCCACGACCUUGGCCAUUCGCGCGUCAGUCUGUGUCUUGCUCCUCCGUCUCGCCUCGAACAAGAUUCACCGUUGGAUCAUAUGGAUCAAUCUUGCCGUCGUUAGCGUCGUCUCCAUCGCCUUCUUCUUCCUACUGGUCUUCCAGUGUAGCCCCGUACAUUUCUUCUGGCGCCAGCUAUAUGGAAUUCAGGGCACCUGCAUCGAUCAUAAUAUCGUGCCAUACGCAACCAUUGCUCACAGUGUCAUCUCGGCUUUGUCUGACUGGUGCCUGGGACUGCUACCUAUUGCGUUGCUUUGGAACGUAGAUAUCAACAGAAGAACGAAGGUCAUCAUUGCGAUUCUCUUGAGCAUGGGCAUGGUUUUCUAUAUGCGACAAUCCAUUUGGUCCAUCAUGGAACCUGCCCUUGGCAUCAUCGCAGCUUGUACAGCUACCUUCCGUCCUCUUUUCAAGAAUUGGGGUUUUGGAUGGACAAGUAAGCGAGACCCUCGCGACGACAAUAUCCACAGCCCUGACCAGAAGAGCACGGAGCUCUCGUCGACCACUCACACGGUAUCCAAGCACCUGAGCCAGCUUGGACCCAGCGGCGAGUCACAGAUGGAGCUCAAUGUUGUCUCAAUACCCAGCUCGCCGCGGGAUAUCGAGAAAGGGCAAAUCCGUGUUAGGUCUCCAUCACCGACAUACCGAGCGUACAGUCCUGAUGGGCCGAGGGACAGUGGAGAGGGGCAUCCUGAUAUGCCGGCACCACCGCCAGCGCGGCGGUAG